Molecule: messenger RNA, 1524 nt
Organism: Anoplopoma fimbria (sablefish)
Lineage: Eukaryota; Metazoa; Chordata; Actinopteri; Perciformes; Anoplopomatidae
Product: fibroblast growth factor 4-like
Exons: 3
Coding region: 961-1524 (187 amino acids)
Biological process (GO): positive regulation of cell population proliferation; cell differentiation; positive regulation of gene expression
Cellular component (GO): cytoplasm
Molecular function (GO): growth factor activity; fibroblast growth factor receptor binding
Source: RefSeq, a predicted model, not a curated record
UCCUGGUCAAAUAGCAUAAAAAGUUUGACAAGAAAGAUCAAAACAACAGACUUCAAAACAAAGCAGCAAAAAAAGAUUAAACAAACAUAAUAAACAAACAUAAAAGAAACAUGCAACACAAACAAAAACAGCAUAUUACAUCUAACAAUGAAUAAGCAGUGUUGUUCAGUAUCAGAACAUGUACAUUUAAUGUUCAAAUAGUCCUUAAUCCAGCAUCUUCCAUGGCCACACAUGAGGAAGCACAAACUUGAAAAGUACUUGAACCAAAGAGUGUGGGUUCUUUCAGUUCAUGCUAUAGAAUGAAUUUAUGUAGUAUAGAUUAAAAUGAAGAUACAACUUCUUAUGUAAUGAAGGCAAUCUGUGAUCAUGAGGAAUGAUUGUUCUGCAGAUUGAAAUAGCACGGGAACUUUAUUAUUGAAAUCAUUUGACAGUACCAGUAUCUCACCCUCCUCCACACAUAUCUGAAGCACUUACAUAUUGGUAACAUGGUGAUAUAGAGAACAUUCACAAACGGUUCCUGUACAUCCAUCUCUCUAUCUGAACUCUUGAUUCAUUUAUCUACUACUCUAUGUUUCUGUGUCCUUGCGUGUUACUCUUUGUUUUCUGUCACUAUGUGUUUAAUGUAUUUCUCAGUUUGUGUGCUUCUACGGCAUCUGUGACUCACAGACAAACAGGACAGCAGGUGGUGUGUGAUGUAAUAUGGGCCACAUAUAAGUCUUCUGUCUGUCUGCUGGAUCUACCUGAGGAGGAAACAGGAGACAACUCUCUGGCAAACUGGACCCCUAAUGGGUUCAGCUUUUAGAGGUGUCUAAAUAUGCAUAGUGAAACUUUUCUCCUGGCUUUAAAGAGUGCACAAGUUGAGGCAUUUUCUUCAUGAGAGACUGAAGCUGUAAAGAUUUUAUGACCAAUUUUGUUCAAAGUGAACAUUUAAUUGGUCUUGGAAAUACACAAUAGUUGAGGAUGUCAUCGUCAAGGUCCAUGCUCCUCUUUGGGAUCCUCCUGUGCAGCUCCUUUGCUCCUCUCCCAGUCAUCAGCAGUAAGAGACAUAGCAUACGGAGCGCCGGGUCAUUGUUGCAUGCCCUCGGCAGCUCCUGGGACAAGAGGGAGGUGACAGCUAGAGAUGGAGAAUACCUGCUGGGGAUAAAGAGACUGAGAAGGCUUUACUGUAAUGUGGGCAUUGGCUUCCACAUUCAGGUCUUACCAAAUGGGAAGAUCACAGGCGUGCAUAAUGAAAACAGAUACAGCCUUCUAGAGAUGUCCCCAGUGGAGAGAGGAGUGGUCACUUUGUUUGGAGUGAGAAGCGGCCUCUUCAUUGCCAUGAGCGACAAGGGGAAACUCUAUGGCUCGGGUCGCUACAACGAUGAAUGCAAGUUCAAGGAGAAUCUCCUGGCCAACAACUAUAAUGCCUAUGAAUCAGCUGCCUACCCUGGCAUGUACAUUGGCCUCAGCAAGACUGGCAAAACCAAGAGAGGCAACCGGGUCACACCCACCAUGACUGUGACACAUUUCCUUCCCAGGAUAUGA